AAGUAAUUCCUAGAACACAAAGGAAAGCUAAACAAUCGCUUCCAGUGGCAGUCAGUUCGCUGGUGGCGACCGCAGUGCGCAGGCGCAAAUAGCAAGCACGCAGCGACCGACAGUCCAGUCCGACACUCGGCCAGCACUCGCCUUGCACGCAACAUGGCGGCCCAGCGGUGUUUGCCCGUGCUCUGCGUGGUUCUAGCGAUUGCAUCGACGGAACCCGUUCCGGGGAGGAUCCCUAAGGUGUACAACGCUUUGAUCACGUCGAAUCAGAACUUGGAGCCGAGCAAAGCGUAUCCCGUGUACCAGCCUGUGCUGCACAACGCGUUUCCGUUCCCAUAUCAACCUGUAUUUUAUGGAGAUGUGCCUCUAACAAAUGGCCUCAUUCCAGUACCUGCAGCUAGUCCAAAAGACGUAGGAUCGAAUACAAAUACGAAAGAAUCGCCACCACUAACCACUGCAGCCCCAGCGGAGUCGGAACCAUCUGAAAACCCCACUCCACCAGAACCGGAGCCGAGUCCAGCUCCAGAAGGCGACAAACCUAAAGCAUCACCACCUGAGCCACCGAGAACAGAAUCCCCAAUACCCCUCAACGAAUUUGGUCUUCCACCUCAAAUUGUACCUUUAGGAGGGGGUCACUUCAGCCCAGCGUAUCAAUAUACGCAAUUCACUUUCCCAUACUCAUACCCUGGGCUACGUUUCUAUGAUCCUUACAAUCCUUUCGGUUUCCAACCUUAUGCUGGAUUUCCACUUUACCAACCGUUGACGAAUAUCUUAGGAGCUGGUGCGCCAGUUCCAGCUCUCAAAGCUGAAGCGCCAGCGCUUGCAGCUGCCCCCGCAUUAAGCCAAUCAUCACAGACUCCACCCCCGGAACCGAGCGAUCUUAACCUCCUCAAUUACUCCUCCAAAGACCCUGCGAUCCCUAAUGUGCCACCACCACCUCUGCCACAGGGUGGUCUAAAAACGAACGCGGAGUAAAUAUUUUAAAUAAGAUAGGUAUAAAGCUCCAUCUAUCAUAAAAAAUCUAAUGUUAUUAUAAUUUAUGAUAUAAUAUAUUUUUUACGUAUUAGGAACUAAAUACGAACUAGUACGGAAUAAAUUUUUAAUACAAAGUAUUAAAUUACUUAAAUUAUAAAAUAGUCAUAACUGUACAAUGUAUUUCCAGCAAUACUUACUAAAAGUUUAAUUUUGUCUAUUACGAAACUGUGCGGUAUAUUUACGUGAAUUUUCUCAAAAAGUGCAAUACGUUCUAUUAAUAUAAUUGGUAUAUAAAAAAAAUCGGAAACUAUUAAAACAACAUAAAAGUAAUGUCCUUUAGGACUUAUUAUGUAAAUUCUCUUUUUACAAGUGUUACUUACACUGAUGAGCAUUUAUAAUUUACAUCUAAAAGUAAAGUUAUACUUUUAGAUGUAAAUUAUAAAUGCUCAUCAGUGUAAGUAACACUUGUAAAAAGUACUUAUUAACAAUUAGUAUUAAUCAAUGAGAUCUUGAAUAAAAAAAUUCCUUGUAGUGAAAAAAAAUCGGAAAAAAAUCAUCGUAUUUUGAGUAUUUUUUGUAAGGUAUCUUAUAAUCAGAGUAAAUCUUUAUAUAACUUGUAUACUCCAGUGACAAAAAGUUGUAUACGAGAAAUUAUAGCCCAUAUUCUAUAUUUUAGAAAUAUUGCGUCAUCGUUAAAAAUGCACACCUAGAAUAAUGCUGGCCACUCACCAACCGAUAAUCCCACAUAGCUGCAGCGUUAGAUAGACGUUAGAUAAAACUGAUCAUGUGUUGAUGAUGUCAUGCACAUCGCGACCGACAUACGAUCAGUCUUAUCGGCUGUCAAGCCGUUGGCGCUGUAGACAUGUGAGCUUACUUGGUCGUCAGGGUCGUCGUCAAAAAAAAAACAAGAAUCAUGUACCUAAUAUUUCAUAUGAUCAUUAUCAUCAUCAUAAUAUCGGCCAAUGGACGUACACUGCAGGAGUGGGCCUUUUGUAGGGACUUCCAAACAUCACGAUUCUGAGACAUCCAGCGAAUCCCUGCUACUCGCUUGAUAUCUACAGUCCUGGUGAUGGCUCAACCAACACUGCGUUUCUAUAGAACGGGGUCGCCAUUACCAGCACCUUGGGACCCCAACUCUUCGAACUAUGUACCCCGCCCAUUGGCACAUCAGCAUAUACUCGUAAAUACUUUAUACGUUAUAGUAUUAUGUAGAAUAUGAAACGGACCACUUUUUCUAUUAGAUAUAUUUAUGACGUGCUGACUGAAAACUUAAAAUAUUUUUAUUUUUCUUUUAUAGAGCACGGUAACGACCAUUAACAUUGUUUUUUACAAAUUCUGUGAAUAGACAUUGAAUCUAACAAACUAGCAGGCUUGUUCACUAACAAUGACGUAUGUUAGUUGCCAUAUUAUAAAAAAUUGAGAUUCUAUGUAACAAUUGUCAUCCAGUGCCUACUGAGAUCCCUUUGUGGAUACAGUAGGUAGAUAACAUUUCUCGGUUGAUUAGAUGUUUAUUUUAAUAGGUUGUUAAUAAAGACCAAAUUAGUGAAUAAGCCAGCAGCAGGCUGUCAUGUCAUCCGGUGCCAACUGACGUCCCUUCAUAGAUAUCAUACAGUAGGUAGAUGACCCAUCCUGAUAGUGAAGCAGGAUGGCGGUUCGUUCAAGUCAUCAUUAUCCUAUUUUAACGGCCCACUGCAGGGCCAGGCGUCCCUCCUUAUAGAAGUGGUUAUGGAGCAUAUAUCCACUACGCUACUCCAUUACGGGUUAGUGGGUUUCUGGUUCUUUUAUGUACCUACAUACUUAUAAAUAAGUACAUAUUGUAGUGAUAUCAAAUAUGAAUUGAUAUUCUUGUACCGUCUAUGUAUAAAAUGUGUUAUUACGAUUACUAACACUUAUGAUAAAUUCGUACCUACUAAACAAGUAUAAUAAAUAGGUGUAAUGAAAA
Bicyclus anynana (squinting bush brown) is the source of this 2914-nucleotide messenger RNA. RefSeq lists its product as uncharacterized. The record is from RefSeq and is a predicted model, not a curated record. The transcript is spliced from 3 exons. NCBI's taxonomy places the organism in Eukaryota, Metazoa, Arthropoda, Insecta, Lepidoptera, Nymphalidae. Bases 154 to 972 code for a protein of 272 amino acids.